AUGGCGCUCAAUGCGUCGUCCCACAAUGUAACUGGAGAGAAGACCACACCCAACACGACCGCCCCUCCGCCUUUGGGUGAAGACAGCAAAAACGCCAUACUCGCCCACGCCAAUGCGGAAGGAACAGGCCAAUCGGCGCCAGGCCAGGCGGCGCCCAGUGAAGGCGGCGAGAAAAAUGCUGAGGGCAAAGUGAAGACAGCCAAGGAAUUGGAGAAAGAAAGAAAGAAGGCGGAGAAGGAUGCUAAGUUCCAGGCAAAGAAAGCACAGGCUGCGAGCAAGGGUGCUGGAGGAGGCGCUGCGCCCAAGGAAAAGAAGAAGAAGGAGGCCAAGGCGGAACUUCCAGAAUACGUUGAGCAGACACCCGCCGGCGAGAAGAAGAUCCUCGGCAGCCUCGAAGAUCCUCACCGGACGGCCUAUGUCCCCAAAGUCGUCGAGAGCGCGUGGUAUGACUGGUGGGAGAAGGAGGGCUUCUUCAAGCCAGAAUAUACUACGCCGGGCUACAAGGACGCAAAGGUCAAUUCCAAGGGCACUUUUGUCAUUCCAAUUCCUCCUCCGAACGUCACCGGCAAGCUCCAUUGUGGACACGCCCUCGCGACUUCGCUCCAAGACCUACUCAUCCGAUGGCACCGUAUGCGCGGCUACACCACGGCGUACAUUCCCGGUUGCGACCAUGCCGGUAUCUCCACACAGAGCGUCGUCGAGAACAUGCUAUGGCGGCGAGAGAAGAAGACGAGGCACGAUCUCGGACGACCCGCUUUCCUCGAGCGCACUCACGAGUGGAAGGAGGAGUAUCACCAGUCAAUAACGGGUGUCCUGAAGCGAAUGGGCGGUUCAAUGGACUGGACGAGAGAAGCUUUUACUAUGGACAAGAACUUGUCCGCUGCGGUAACGGAGACCUUUGUUCGCCUCCAUGAGGAGGGUCUCAUCUAUCGUUCCGGUCGUUUGGUCAAUUGGUGUACCCGUCUCAACACUGCUUUGUCCAAUCUCGAAGUAGAUAAUAAGGAGUUGAACGGACGGACACUGCUGGAUGUGCCUGGUUAUGAGAGAAAAGUCGAGUUCGGUGUCUUGACUCACUUCAAAUACCCCAUCGAGGGAACCGACGAGUUCAUCGAGGUUGCUACGACACGUCCGGAGACGAUGCUUGGCGACUCUGGUAUUGCUGUGAACCCCAAAGACGAGCGUUACAAGCACCUUGUUGGCAAGCAUGCCAAGCAUCCUUUCGUUGACCGUCUCUUGCCCAUUUUUGCGGACGACUACGUAGACAAGGACUUUGGUACUGGAGCUGUCAAGAUCACACCCGCCCACGAUCCGAAUGAUUUCAAGAUGGGUACUGAUCACAAGCUCGAGUUUAUCAACAUCCUGACGGACGAUGGACUGAUGAACCAAAACGCGGGUCAAUUCGCGGGUCAGAAGCGUUUCGAUGUGCGAUAUUCCGUCAUUGAAGAGCUUACAAAACUGGGUCUGUUUGUGAAGAAGGAGGACAACCCCAUGAAGGUUCCGCUCUGCUCCAAGUCAAAGGACGUCAUCGAGCCGCUGAUGAAGCCUCAAUGGUGGAUGAAGAUGGAGGGUCUGGCUAAGCCGGCUGUGGAGGCUGUGGAGCGGGGUGACAUCAAGAUCCGACCCGCAAACUCAGAGAAGAUCUACAAGCACUGGCUGAAUAACAUCAACGACUGGUGCCUGUCGAGACAGCUCUGGUGGGGUCAUCAGAUUCCAGCUUACUUCGUCCGUCUAGAAGGCAAAGGUGGUGACUCAACUGACAACGACCUGUGGGUGACUGGGCGCACCGAGGAGGAGGCCCGACAAAAAGCUGAGAAGAAGUUCGCUGGUCAGAAAUUUACUCUCGAGCGCGACGAAGAUGUGCUGGACACAUGGUUUUCUUCUGGGCUUUGGCCCUUCAGCACCCUUGGAUGGCCGAACGAUACCCUGGAUAUGCGAAAUCUGUUCCCCACAUCGCUCUUGGAGACUGGAUGGGAUAUCCUAUUCUUUUGGGUCGCAAGGAUGAUUAUGUUCUCUCUCCAUCUCACCGGCAAAAUCCCUUUCAAUGAGGUUUACUGUCAUUCGCUCAUUCGUGACAGUGAAGGCAGAAAAAUGAGCAAGUCGCUUGGCAACGUAGUCGAUCCGAUUGAUAUAAUGCACGGCAUCUCCCUUCAAGAAUUGAACGAUAAACUUCGUAUGGGUAACCUAGACCCCAAGGAGCUCAAGACGGCCGAAAAGUAUCAAAAAACCGCUUUCCCGCAGGGCAUUCCCGAAUGCGGCGCUGACGCCCUUCGAAUGUCACUCAUCGGCUACACGACUGGCGGUGGCGACAUCGCUUUCGAUGUCAACACCAUCCACGGAUAUAGACGCUUCUGCAACAAGAUAUAUCAAGCUACGAAAUACGUUCUCGGUAGACUUCCGGACUUCAAACCCCGUUCCAAGGUCGUCAAGGGUGGCAAGGAGUCACUACCUGAGAGGUGGAUACUUCACAAACUCACGACCAGCGCGAAGAAGAUCAAUGAGCAUCUCGAGAAGCGUGAAUUUUCGCUCUCCACACAGGUUGCCUACAAGUACUUCUACCAGCAUCUUUGCGAUACCUACAUCGAGAACUCAAAAGCGAUCUUUGAUGAGGGAAGUGAAGAAGAGAAGGAGAGUGCGAAGCAGACCUUGUACACGGCUAUUGAGGGCGGUCUGCUGUUGAUUCACCCGUACAUGCCUUUCCUCACUGAAGAAUUAUGGCAGCGUCUACCCCGGAGAGAAGGAGACAAGACGCCUUCCAUCACUAUCGCCUCAUACCCCGAAUUUGUGCCGGAGUUUGAGGAUGAAGCUGCAGACCGCGAGUACGAGCUCCUUGUGGGAUGCUCGGGAGGACUCCGCUCCCUCACCAGCGAGUACGGCAUUAAGACUGAGGGCUCAACCUUCGUACAGCCGCUUGACUCUGCCACUCACGACGUCCUUGCUUUACCGACAUCCCUCCCAUCCCUCCGUUCCCUCACUGGCAAGACCGUCUCCCAGAUUUCCAUCCUUUCUCCCUCCGACGCCGCACCUACCGGCUGCGCCGUAUACACUGUCGGUUCAUCAGCAACCGUCUACCUUGACGUCAAGGGCCGCAUAGAGAUCGACAAGGAGAUCACCAAGGCGCAGGACCGCCUCAAGAAGGCGAACGAGACCGUCGAGCGGCAGAAGAAGAUCAUGGGCGUGGACAAUUGGGAGGAGAAGGCGAACGACGUGGUUAAGGAGGCGGAGAGGGAGAAGUUGAAGGCUGCAGAGGUGGAUGGCGCGAAUUGGCAGAAGACGCUUGAGCAGUUUGAGAAGCUGAAGCUUGAGGGUUAG
Molecule: messenger RNA, 3309 nt
Organism: Didymosphaeria variabile
Lineage: Eukaryota; Fungi; Ascomycota; Dothideomycetes; Pleosporales; Didymosphaeriaceae
Gene: CYT20
Product: Valine--tRNA ligase, mitochondrial
Exons: 6
Coding region: 1-3309 (1102 amino acids)
Biological process (GO): valyl-tRNA aminoacylation
Cellular component (GO): cytosol
Molecular function (GO): aminoacyl-tRNA deacylase activity; valine-tRNA ligase activity; ATP binding
Source: RefSeq, a predicted model, not a curated record